GGGUGAUUCGAACAUACGGCAGCGGUUUGGGAAUGGAGUCACUCCGAGGGCACCGAGUAAAUUUGCAGCCGCUUCUUGUGAAUAGACGCCGUGCCUCUCAGAUCAUUCUAAGUAGGAUGACGGUGUACCUCUAGAGGUAGGUAAGGUAGAGACCAGCGUCGGGAGAUUCCGCCACGUGACGCUGUUUUGGGACGAGGAAGUCGCCGAUGCAUUCACAUCCCGUCCCCGGACCUGAACCGACAAUGUCUUUCCAAGAAAUCAACCACAACGACGAGUUUUAUCGACGUAUGGCACUACUCUCAUCACGACGGCCGCAAGAUGCAGGAUGUCAUGCGUAUGUGCUGACGGGCCGUCCCUGCCACCACAGCGACACCUGGGUAACCGGAUGCGCUUGGGUCGAGAUUGGCCGAUACAACAGGGAUCAACAGGUUCUCAAAUAUAUUGGCAGUUCACCCGGCGUCAUAUCUCCAACUAACCUGGAUUACCAUCCAGGCAGAUUUGCUUCAACAGCAUCACGAGGAGUCGUGCAUCGCCGGAAUUACCCCAAAGUGUCACGCCGGAGCCGAAUACCUGUUGCAGUAGCAGAUGAGGGCAUCUCUUACGAUUUGGUGGUGGCACCAUGUGUACUUGCAUGGAUGCGGUCCGCUACCUGCCGCGUGGGGGGUUCCGACGCCGCCAUCUGCCACAUCUCGUCGGAUCCGACAGUGAUGGACUUGGGCGAAGAGACAACCCGGGCACGGAGAAGGGGAUCGAAAAACUAGGUUUAUGCACCUGCGGCUGCGGCAAGAUUGGAUGUGAUGUGAUGGGAGGGAGGGUAAGAAUGGCACGAGGAUGGCAUGCCAUGCACGCACGCACACGCACGACGGGAUGGAUGGGCGGUUGACUCGCGGAACGACCAGGCCAGGGACCAAAUUCAAGUUCUGCAGUCC
This is a messenger RNA of Ilyonectria robusta, 929 nucleotides long. RefSeq lists its product as uncharacterized. NCBI's taxonomy places the organism in Eukaryota, Fungi, Ascomycota, Sordariomycetes, Hypocreales, Nectriaceae. The transcript has 2 exons. The record is from RefSeq and is a predicted model, not a curated record. The coding region runs from base 207 to 761 and encodes 184 amino acids.